AUGACUCAAAGUCAGGAUCAGAAUCGAGAUGAACCGCCGUUGUUGGUGCAAUUGGAUGGGAAAUUGUUUGAUAUUGCAAAGUUCGCCAAGAAGCACCCGGGAGGGGAAAAGGUUUUGCGAAAACUAGCCGGUGGGGACAUUGGUGGCUACUUCCGUGGGGAAAAAAGAGUGAUGGGAGUGAGGCACGAACACUCGAAAGCCGCGUAUUCGAUGCUAGAACGAUACGAUGUGGAACAUUUGCAAAAGGAUGAUCCCUAUUUGGAUGACAAGAAAGGUGUGCUUGGUAGAAUCGGUUUAUUGGGUGCCGACUAUUGGACAUGGAUACAUCAACCAUUUGAGGGAACAAUUCGACUUUUCGAUUCGGAUUUCCUCGAGAGUUUAACGAGAACCUCUUGGUGGGUGGUGCCGCUUGUUUGGAUGCCGUUUGUCGUUCUUUUCACUCUCGCUGGCCUCUACGAUCUACAUGGGAAAUAUGGAUUGGUGACUUCUGCAGGGAUUUGGGCUUUCUUGUUUGCGGGUGGAGUGUUGAUGUGGACGUUGGUUGAAUAUCUCUUGCAUCGUUUCGUCUUUCAUUGGCAUCCGAACACCGAAUCGAAGACACAAAUCGUUUUGCAUUUCUUGAUUCACGGGCUUCAUCACAAAACUCCAAUGGACGGCGAUCGUUUGGUUUUCCCACCAGUGCCCGCUCUUCUCAUCAUUUUGGUCUUUGCCAGCAUUUAUAUCUCGAUUUUGCCUUGGGCUGUUUUCUGUUGUUUCGGUGCGGGCAAACUCUGUGGAUACAUUCUUUAUGAUUGUACUCACUAUUAUCUUCACCAUGGUUCACCUCGUCCACAAACGAAUAUGCACUACAAGAAAGUUUACCACCAUAAUCACCAUUUUAAGGAUUAUGACGUUGCAUUUGGAAUCUCGACUCAAAUCUGGGACCACGUCUUUGAGACUGUUGGAUUGGGCCCAUUA
Mesorhabditis belari is the source of this 957-nucleotide messenger RNA. NCBI's taxonomy places the organism in Eukaryota, Metazoa, Nematoda, Chromadorea, Rhabditida, Rhabditidae. The record is from the annotation of a GenBank genome assembly.